Messenger RNA from Helobdella robusta, 876 nucleotides. RefSeq lists its product as hypothetical. NCBI's taxonomy places the organism in Eukaryota, Metazoa, Annelida, Clitellata, Rhynchobdellida, Glossiphoniidae. The transcript has a single exon. The annotation marks the transcript as partial. The record is from RefSeq and is a predicted model, not a curated record.
AUGGCCUCUGACGAAGAUGAGUUAGAGAUGAUAAUUAGGCGAGCGUCAACGAACAACAUCACCACGCUAAUAAACAACAACAACAACAACAACAACAACCUAAACAACAAUAAUAAUCUUGUGGCGUUUUUAAACAACAACAACAACAUCAAAAGACGUAACAAUAGGAGCAGUUUCAGUAUCUACUGCAACAACAACAACAACAACAACAAUAAUGACGACGACGACAAUGACGACGACGAUGAGGAUGUCAAUUCAACUACCCCAAAAUUCAGAUUUAGUUUUUUCAACCACCACCAACCUCUCCAUUCAAGUCAUCAUCAGAUCUGCAAGAAGAGUUCCAAAAACUUCAGCAGCAGCAGCAACAACAACAACAACAGCAACAACAACAACAACAACAGCAACAACAACAACAACAACAACAGCAACAGCAUAACUACCUCGUUGCUUGAUCCACUUCCAAACUCAAAAUCCUACACACUGCAACAAAUGCACCCUCAAUUUUUUGACGAUCCAAACUUUUCCGCCAAAAACGUCUUCGCAAAAACCAUUCCCGCCAAAAAUAUUUCCGCGAAAACACCAAAAAACGCAUUUUUACUCCACGAAAAUUGGGCAUUAAAUCGAAUGCGAGAACGUCGGAGCAUUGGGUCUUACAGUAUGAAUAGCGGCGAAUUUUUGAGGCCCAGAACUCUCUACGACCCCCACAAAUCCGCCCUUGACAUUCAUGUUAACUUUGAAAGAGGUGGCCUGCGUGACCUCUGUGACCUUAGCGGCAAAGUUCAAGGACACGAUGAUCAAAAUUCACAAAAUAGGAGAAGUUAUAGCGAGAGACUGGCGGGCAUGGGUCUGUUGAUGCCUGUCAAGGGUAAGAAAAAA